AUGUCGUUAUCUCGUGCUUAUCUGGGAAUGCAAUGUUUCUGGGGAGAAUCUGCAUUUGCCAAGUUGAAAGGCGUGAAGAAGACUCGAGUAGGCUAUGCUGGAGGUACUACCGUCAACCCGACUUACCGAAAUAUUGGUGAUCAUACAGAAGUGACCGAGGUUCAGUUUGAUCCUGCCGAGAUCUCCUAUCGCCAAGUACUCGACUUCUUUUGGUCUCAUCAUAACCCAGCUGAAAGACGAAAAAAGCAAUAUCAGUCAGCGAUUCUUUAUGAGACAGAAGAUGAAAAGAAAAUCGCCGAGUUGACGUAUUCUCAGGCCAAAGCCAAGUACGGUGAUAUAGAGACGUAUGUAGUCAAGUUGGAUAAGUUCUACCAAGCAGAGGACUACCACCAAAAAUACUGGCUUCGACAAAGGCAUGAUAUAUUCAAUGAACUCAAAUUAACUGAUGAUCAAGUCGCCAAUUCCGUCCUGGCUGCCAAGAUGAACGCCUAUUGCGCUGGAUACACAGAUUUCUCAGAGCUGGAAGAGCUCAAGAAACAGCAUGGACUAAGUGAUAGUCUUGUGGAACGGGUCAAACAAUUUGCCUCUUGUGGUGGUGAUCCCAGGAGUUGUCACUAA
Haemonchus placei is the source of this 618-nucleotide messenger RNA. NCBI's taxonomy places the organism in Eukaryota, Metazoa, Nematoda, Chromadorea, Rhabditida, Trichostrongylidae. The record is from the annotation of a GenBank genome assembly.